Molecule: messenger RNA, 2292 nt
Organism: Penicillium daleae
Lineage: Eukaryota; Fungi; Ascomycota; Eurotiomycetes; Eurotiales; Aspergillaceae
Gene: chsD
Product: chitin synthase D
Exons: 3
Coding region: 1-2292 (763 amino acids)
Cellular component (GO): cell periphery; cell septum
Molecular function (GO): chitin synthase activity
Source: RefSeq, a predicted model, not a curated record
AUGACAAAGCCUGGAGAAACCAAGCCAGUAGAUGGCUGGCCAGCCAAGGAUAUUGCUUACUUGGCCAUCGUCGGCCCAUUGAUGCUGGCUGCCGCUUUCGAAUGGAUACUAUGGCUUGCAGCCUUUCUUUACUGCCUGGUGAAAGUAUAUCUCAAGGCAGAUCAUUGGAGCAUAAAGGCUCUUGCAGCAGUGAUGGUUGUGCUUUUCACGGUGUUCCGACUGGCCUUUAUUCCUGUGAUGGUUGUGACGCUGCCACUACCGCCUCAUGUCACCCAGUAUGUCCCUGCCCGCAUGACAAAUGUGUUUCAGUGGUUUGCUUUCUGGUCUUUCUCUAUCCUGCUUGUCGGACCGUGGCUCUUCUGUGUUUACGGACUCGUCACGAAUCACGUUGCCAGGAAAAAGAGAAUCAAGGAAGCCUUGGAUGAGCGAAAUGCUCCGAAGACCGUGGUGGUGAUGCCUGUCUACAAAGAAGACCCCGAGGUGCUCAUCAAGGCUGUUGAUUCAGUCGUCAACAGCGACUAUCCCUCGUCUUGCAUUCACGUUUUUCUUUCCUGGGACGGUGGUGCGGUUGACGAGCCCUACCUUCGUGUUAUCCAUCACCUCGGAAUUCCAAUUUCCCUCAAGAGCUAUCCCCAGAGUAUCGACGUGGUUUACAGGGAUGUACGAAUCACGGUCUCACGCUUCAAGCAUGGAGGCAAGCGACAUUGCCAAAAGCAGACCUUCAAGCUCAUCGACAAAGUCUAUGCGGAAUAUUUGAAACGGCAUGACGAUUUAUUCGUAAUGUUCAUCGACUCGGACUGCAUUCUUGAUCAAUACUGUCUGCAGAAUUUUAUGUACGAUAUGGAGCUGAAACCUGGGAGCAAACAUAGCAUGCUGGCCAUGACGGGAAUCAUCACCUCCACGACGGAGAAAAACUCUCUUCUGACCAUUCUUCAGGAUAUGGAAUACAUCCAUGGGCAACUUUUUGAGCGAUCAGUCGAGUCUGGAUGUGGUGCCGUGACUUGUCUGCCAGGAGCACUGACAAUCCUUCGAUUUUCGGCUUUCCGCAAGAUGGCCAAAUACUAUUUCGCCGACAAGGCAGAACAGUGUGACGACCUGUUUGAUUAUGGAAAAUGCCAUCUUGGAGAGGAUCGAUGGCUCACUCACCUCUUCAUGAUCGGCGCAAAGAAGCCAUAUCAGAUUCAAAUGUGCACCGGGGCCUUUUGCAAAACUGAGGCUGUGCAGACCUUCAAGAGUCUCUUAAAGCAGCGCCGUCGGUGGUUUCUGGGGUUUAUUACGAAUGAGGUUUGUAUGCUCACGGAUGUGCGACUGUGGGCGCGGUAUCCAAUGCUCUGUACAGUACGCUUUCUGCAAAACACCAUCCGCACUACUGCACUCCUGUUCUUUAUCAUGGUCAUCGCUCUCAUCACAACGUCGAAGAAAGUGGAGGAUCUCCCAGUCGGGUUUAUCGGGGUCUCCUUGGGACUGAAUUACUUGCUGAUGUUCUACUUCGGGCUGCAGCUAAAACGGUUCAAGGCCUGGCUGUAUCCACUCAUGUUUGUCGUGAACCCAUUCUUCAACUGGCUCUACAUGGUUUAUGGCAUCUUCACAGCCGGGCAACGUACCUGGGGUGGACCACGGGCUGAUGCGGCCGCGGCAGAUACCAAUACUACGCCAGCAGAGGCGGUGGCAUUGGCACGAGCUCAGGGCGAUGAAUUGAAUGUCGACGUCGACACCUUCCGUGCAGGACCUGUACGCCGCAGAUCAGUCCCGGUCCGCCCCUCUGGGACAGUUGAAGGACGGUUUGCUCCUGCUGAGCAACUGCUGGAUGGCUGCUAUAUCAACACACGUGGCCCAGGUCCGGCUCAAGCCCGGUUAGAGCCUCCUUUACCUGAUGUUCCUCGGAUUCAUUUCCCCGGCCAGUUCCGUUAUUCGUCAGACUCUUUGUUCAGCGGGUCGUCAGAUUGCGGUUCUAACACUGUUUCUCUUCCACAUAAUGUGGAAAGCCUGAUGAGUGAAGAGGACCAGCGAAAGCUCUACUACGCCCGCCAGGUUGGGGAUGCUAUCGGGAUGUCGAUCAUCGAAGAUAAGCGCAGCUCUGAUGAGAGCUGGUCUGUUGUCUGUGAGCCCGUUGGGACUGCCGUCGAGGCGCUUGAUAUCGAACCUGCAUUGGCCCAACCUGGUCUCCGAGAGUCUGUCUCCACCAAUCGUAUCUCCCUGCAGUCUAUGGACAUGCAUGAGCCACGAGGGAAGGCUGCAAGGACAUCUCGGCGAGGGUCGCGGGGCUCCGAUGUAACCGGUGAGAUGGUGUAG